ACCCUAAAUCUUUUGUAAAAUAUUUCAAACUCCUCUCUCUCUCUUUCAUUCCAUUUCAAAAUUACAACUCCUUCCACACACACACUUCCGUCAUUAAUGUCCGCCUGUCUUCUCUCUCUCUGUCACUUGUUCUCCGUGUUUUCUCUCUCUACAAGUGUAUCUAUUCACGUAGCGCUUUUUCUUUCCCUCUUUCUUUCUAGCCUACUCUCUCUCUAGAUUCUGCUCUGUUACUAUCAUAAUUCCUUCCUUCUUCGGUUGCCAUUCUGCGUGUAGGCGCACGUCCUUUCUCUCUCUAGAAUGUGUAACAGGAUCUGCUCCGAGAGGAUUUUCCUUCUCUUUCAACUGUUGGUGCUCAAAAUUAGCUGAGCAUUCAUUAGGUUGUAUGUGGCGAUGGGUAUCGAGGUGGUGUCGUGUUUUUUUUUGCGAUAAUUCCGAUCUGAUUUCUCUCUCUCUGUCUCUCAAACUUCAGCUUCUUUUUGGAAAAAGAGAAAGGUCUUCUUUAUUGUAAUUGAAAAUAAAAUUACUCUUCAUUUUCCUGUUCUUUUAUCUUUUGGCUGGUGCUGUCUUCUUAAUUUCAAAAUUUGAAAAAGAAAAUGGAGAGAGCUCGACAUAGGAAAACCAAAAGUGCUUCCGGCAUUGAAGGUAUACGGCCAAUUCAGAAGCAGAAAACUGUUCCAAGAUUGUCGUCGGAUUCUCAUUCUUAUAUUGAUGGGAGCAACAGGGAUAGCAUGUUCAUGCUUGAUCUGGGGCAGAGCACCUUAGGAAGAGCAACAGGGAUCCCAAUGAAGAAGUUACUGGCAGAAGAGAUGUCGAAAGAUGUUGAAUCCAAGAGAAGAUCACCAAGCGUUAUUGCCAGAUUAAUGGGUCUUGAAGGGCUGCCAUCCCCUCGGCAUGUUCAUAGACAACAAAAGAAGUUCCCGGAGAACUACCAACAGAAAGGCGUUUCAAUUAAUAAUCAAAGAAGUAGCCAACAAUAUGAUAGCGGAUUGAAGCGGAGAAGCCCAAUAGACCAGCAAGAAUUCAAGGAUGUCUAUGAGGAUUUAGAAGCAUCACAUGUUGUCAAUCGCCGGUGUUCUUCAAGAUGGAGUGCAAACUCAAUUCUUACAAAACCUGAGAUGGAACUGAUUCAGCAGAAAUUUAUGGAUGCAAAGCGUCUUUCCACUGAUGAAAAAUUUCAAGGUUCCAAAGAGCUCAACGACACUCUAGAGAUGCUGGACUCCAACAAGGACUUACUGCUGAAGUUUCUUGGUCAAUCAGAUUCCUUGUUUGUGAAGCAUUUGCAUGAUCUACAAGUUGAUCCUGGCAAUUCUCUUGGCAGUCACAUAGCAGUUUUGAAGCCAUCUAAUUCUGAGAAGUUCGAAAGCAAAGCCAAAGCAUGGAGAUCAGAGAGAGAUACUUCUAAUAAGCCUCAAGUUACUUCUCACCUGAAACGUGAAGAUGGUCUUCUGCUUGAACCACACAGUCGCCACAGAGUUCGCAAUUCAUCAAGGAUUCAAGUGGAAGAGAGGAAAGAUGAACAUAUUAUUCCUACCAGGAUUGUUGUUUUGAAGCCAAACCUUGGGAAAAUUCAGAAUGCUGGCACAUCUUUAUCAUCACCAGAUCUUUCACACAAUUAUCAACCUGGCUUCAAGAAAAUCAAGGAAUAUACAAAUGUUGGUAGUGCUGCAACAGUGUUACGAAGAAGGAAAGACUCAUCUCAUAAUGCAGGAUUAUCAAAGUCCAUGUCAAAAGAAGCUAGAGAAAUAGCCAGGGAAAUUACGAUGAGAAUGAGAGAUGGCUGUGAUGAGACCACAGAUGCAAAAUCUACUGCAUACAGAGGAUAUGUGGGAGAUGAGAGCUCAUACGAUGCUAAUGAAAGUGAUUCUGAUAGUGAGUCUGAGGUGUUCAGAUUAUCUGCUAGAAGGUCCUUCGACGAUAGUAGCAUGUGCAGAUAUCCAUCUUCUCAUUUAGGCGAAUCGCCUGUAAAUACGGAAGCAAAGAAGCGACUAUCUGAGAGAUGGAAGAUGACUCACAAAUAUCAGGAUUUGGAAAUGAUUAAUAGGGGCAGCACAUUAGGAGAAAUGCUUGCCUUGCCCAAUAAGGAAACUAGGCCCUGCCAGUCAAAUGUUAAGAUGAGUCCUGGCCGACCAAAUAAAGAACUUGGUAGUAAUGGAACUGCUAUUUUGGAUGUUCCUUUAGGUAUCAGCAGUAGGGAUGGAUGGAAGGAUGAAAUACGCAGAAACUCCUCUAGGUCGAGGUCGCUUCCUCCACCCACUGGUGGGAGAGGAAGAAGCCACAGAAGAAACCCCAAUCAUAAUAAGUUGGCUGAAGACAAAAGCAUGAUGCGUAGUGAUUCUGUACAUCGUUGUAGAAGUAAGGUUGCAAAGGGAAAUCUAAGUCACAGAGAAAAUUAUUUAGCUAAAGAUUCAAAGUCCAGGAGCAAGACGUCUCAUCCCUGUCAACACAUAUUUGCUAAUGAGAUAGACUCUUCGUCGGGAGCCAAUUUUGAGAUUCAGAUGGAACCAAACACCAAGGACUUAUCUGAACAGCAGCCCAUUUUUCCAAUGGCUGAAAAGGCUGACAAUUGUGAAGUCACUGUGGUUGAUGUAAUGAUGAUUUCAGAUCCUGGAAGCACAAAUAUGUCUUCAAAAUCUUCCGAGAUUCUUCCAGAGCAGUCACAUUCAACCAUAGCAAGUGACAAAGUUGGUGAUCAUAACCAAGAGGGUUUUAGUCUCCAGGAGCUGUACAAGGAAUCGCCUAAUCAAGGAUCUCCUCACUUGCAGAGCCUUAGAGCUGAGCCAGAAUCUUCUGAAAGCUCCAAGGAAGCCGACCAUCCUAGUCCAAUUUCAGUCCUUCCUAGUCCAAUUUCAGUCCUUGAUGUUCCUUGUAGCGAAGAUACGCCAUCUUCUGAAAGUUUUGAGAGAGUCAGUGCUGAACUUCAUGAACUGCGAAUGCAACUGAAACUCCUCAAGUUGGAGUCAGGCACAUAUGCUGAGACAUCGGCACUUGUUCCCAUCGAGGAAGAAGAAGCGCAACUAUCUCCGGUACUUUCUGAAGGAGACCAUGUCUUAGCAGCUGACAACUGGAGGACUUGUUAUGCUCUUGAUGUGCUGAUCGAGUCUGGUCUUGAGGAAUCCUACUUUCACAUGUUGAGGACAUCGUGGCACUCCUCAAAUAGACCGUUGGACCCCAAGUUGUUCGACAAGUUGGAGAAGAAAUACAAUGAUGAGACAAGCGGAUUGAGGUCGGAAAGAAGGUUGCUCUUCGACAAAAUAAAUGCAGCAGUGGUGGAGAUUUUCCAGCAGCGCGUGAAUGUGUGCCCCUGGGUGAUGCCAAAAGUGUUGGGGUCGAAUCUGCAAUGGCAGGGGGUUCAAGAUGAUCUUGAGAGAUUGAUCAACCAAGACUACGGCAGCGGUGAUGGAGAACUAGAUAGAGAGAUGCUGUGGUCAGAAUCUAGAGCAGAAAUCGAGGUAUUAGGUAAUGAAAUCGAGGGAUUGUUGAUAGAUGAGAUGAUAAUUGAGGUUAUAUGUAACUAAUGCGUAGCUUUUCAACUGAACUGGAGUAGGAUAGUUGGUAACAUAGGUAGAUGAAAAGCUUGGGGGUACAAGAAUUGAGAAUAAAUCUCAAAUUUAAUCUGAAGUUACAAGUGAUUAAGCAA
Salvia miltiorrhiza (redroot sage) is the source of this 3637-nucleotide messenger RNA. RefSeq lists its product as uncharacterized. The record is from RefSeq and is a predicted model, not a curated record. The coding region runs from base 594 to 3515 and encodes 973 amino acids. NCBI's taxonomy places the organism in Eukaryota, Viridiplantae, Streptophyta, Magnoliopsida, Lamiales, Lamiaceae. The transcript has 5 exons.